CAAGCAAGCAAGUGCCUAAUCUUCAAUUGGAGAGAGAGAGAGCAACCAAAAGAGAAGCAAAGUUUCAAUACAAUUUCUAGAGAGAGAUAAUGGAGAGCUUCCCAGUGAUCAACAUGGAGAACCUGAAUGGUGAGAAUAGAGCAAUCACCAUGGACAAGAUCAAAGAUGCCUGUGAGAACUGGGGCUUCUUUGAGCUGGUGAAUCACGGGAUAUCACCCGAGCUGAUGGACACGGUCGAGCGAAUGACGAAGGGACAUUACAAGAAGUGCAUGGAGCAGAGGUUCAGAGAGCUGGUGGCGAGCAAGGGGCUCGAGUAUGUCCAGACGGAGGUCCAUGACUUGGACUGGGAAAGCACCUUCCACUUGAAGCACCUCCCCGUCUCCAACAUCUCCCAAAUCCCAGAUCUCGAUGAUGACUACAGGAAUGUCAUGAAGGAGUUUGCAGUGAAACUGGAGAAGCUGGCGGAGGAGCUCCUGGACCUGCUAUGUGAGAACCUGGGCCUCGAGAAAGGUUACUUGCAGAACGCCUUCUAUGGGUCCAACGGGCCGAACUUCGGCACCAAGGUCAGCAACUAUCCGCCGUGCCCGAAGCCCGACCUGAUCAAGGGGCUUCGGGCCCACACCGACGCCGGCGGCAUCAUCCUGCUCUUCCAGGACGACAAGGUCAGCGGCCUGCAGCUCCUCAAGGACGGCCAGUGGAUCGACGUACCCCCGAUGCGCCACUCCAUUGUCAUCAACCUCGGCGACCAAAUCGAGGUGAUAACCAAUGGGAAGUACAAGAGCGUGCUGCACAGGGUGGUGGCCCAGACAGAUGGGAACAGGAUGUCUAUAGCUUCGUUCUACAACCCGGGCAGCGACGCCGUGAUCCAUCCGGCGCCGGCUCUCGUGGGGAGAGAAGCAGAGGAGGCCGGUGAAGCGACUUACCCGAAGUUUGUGUUCGAGGACUACAUGAAACUGUAUGCUGCUCUCAAGUUCCAAGCCAAAGAGCCAAGAUUCGAAGCCAUGAAAGCCAUGGAGACAGCCCCCAAUUUGGUCCCAAUUGCAACUGCUUAAAUUGGGAAUUCUAAGAGUUCUUUAAGCUGGGGGACCCAGCAGAGGAAAUUGGCCUUUAUUUUUAUUUUUAUAUUAAACCAACAGAGCAAAUUUUAGACAUCAGAUUGAACUGGGCGUGCUUGUUCCUGUGAUACUUUUGAUUUGGAGAUUGUAACAACAGUCAAAUGGAAAUAAUAGGAGGUGAACAUCAUUAAUAUAUUUCUUCUUUGUUCCUUCGGA
Molecule: messenger RNA, 1271 nt
Organism: Syzygium oleosum
Lineage: Eukaryota; Viridiplantae; Streptophyta; Magnoliopsida; Myrtales; Myrtaceae
Product: 1-aminocyclopropane-1-carboxylate oxidase 1-like
Exons: 4
Coding region: 90-1052 (320 amino acids)
Source: RefSeq, a predicted model, not a curated record